AUGGCGCUGUGUCAAAAGAUCUGGGCGGAGAGGAAAGAGCCCCAGGAGUUGAUCCAGUCACUGUUCAUACCCCUACCCAAAAAGGGCAAUCUCAAUUUGCGCGAUAAUCGUCGCACCAUUAGCCUCAUUAGUCACCACAUCAAUGUGAUGCUACGCAUCAUUCAUAAUCGAUUGAAAAGUAAGACCGAGGAAGUGCUGGCCGAAGAGCAGGCUGGAUAUAGAGCUGAACGGAGCACAGUGGAACAUAUUCUUAACUGUAGAAUCGGCAUUUGGAAACACCUACAACACCACCGUAAGCUCUUGCACAUCUUCAUUGACUUUGAGAAAGCUUUCGACCGAGUGUCGCCUAUGGCAUGUUAUUCGAGGAUUCAGCAUUGGCAAAGGGUUGUUGAAAGCCAUUUAAAAACUCUUUGCAAACGCCAGCAGUCAGCGUAG
This is a messenger RNA of Dreissena polymorpha, 435 nucleotides long. RefSeq lists its product as uncharacterized. The record is from RefSeq and is a predicted model, not a curated record. The transcript has a single exon. NCBI's taxonomy places the organism in Eukaryota, Metazoa, Mollusca, Bivalvia, Myida, Dreissenidae. Bases 1 to 435 code for a protein of 144 amino acids.